AUGAUUUUUUUUCAAGAUAUUCCACAAUUAGUAAAUGCAGAAGAUAACCAGAUAUUGGAAGCAGUUCCUUCAGAUGAAGAAGUGAAACAAGCAGUUUUUAAUCUUAAUCCUGAUAGUGCUCCUGGCCCUGAUGGGUUUGAAGGUUGGUUUUAUAAACAUGCUUGGGGAAUAAAUGGAAAAGACUUAACAAUUUCUAUUCAAUACUGCCGGAGAGAGGGAUUUAUACCUCAAGGGUUUAAUGCAAAUUUCUUGCUUCUUCAACCAAAAGUCAAAAAUGCCAAAAAAGCAGGUCAAUUUAGACCCAUUGGUUUAAUGAAUUUCAGUUUCAAAGUAAUUACAAAGGUUAUUUCUACAAGAUUGGGUAGUAUUAUUCAAAAGAUAAUAUCCCCUCAACAAGGUGCUUUCAUAAAAGGUAGAAAUAUACAAGAGCAAAUUGUGUUGGCAUCUGAGUUGGUGAAUGAGUUAAAUAUAAAAAGAAGAGGUGGAAAUCUAGGAAUUAAAAUUGACAUAACUCAAGCUUAUGAUUCCCUCAGUUGGUCAUUCUUGUUUCAAGUUAUGAGAAAUUUUGGUUUUUCAGUGAAGUGGACAACAUGGUUACAUACACUGCUGAAGUCUGCAAGAAUGUCUAUGCUCUUAAAUGGUGGUCCUGUAGGGUACUUUCAAGUGGGGAGAGGCCUCAGACAAGACAAGAGAAAUGUUAAAAAUCUCAUCUCUGUUCUUAAAGACUAUCAAGCUGUAUCAAGUCAAGUUGUCAGUCUUUCCAAAAGCAAAUAUUUUGUUGGGGGAACAAGUAAGCUGAGAAAGCAACAAAUAGCUAAUGAAUGCAACAUACCCCUUUCAUCAUUUCCUGAUAAGUACUUAGGUGUGAUGCUUACACCAGGUUUCAUUAAAUCCAAUCAUGUAUGGAACUGUGUGGAGAAAAUUCAAGGGAGCCUAACAGGAUGGAUGGGUAAGCUUCUAUCUUUUCAAGAAAGGUUAAUUCUGGUUUGUUCUCCAUAUGAAGAAGGUGGGCUAGGUCUGAGGAGAUUAGAAAUCAUUAAUAAUGCUCUACUUACGAAGUUAUGGUGGAAAAUUCAGAAUAGUACAGAAGAAUGGGCUAGAUUUUUCCAAGAAAAUCUUUUAACCAAAAAUGGAGAAUGGAUAAAAUAUUAUAAAAAAUCAUCAAUACUACUUGGUCUGAAAUGGGUAUCAGAAACUGUAAAGAAUCAUUCAAGGUGGAUUGUGGGGAAUGGUGAAAAUAAUUCAGUUUGGAGAGAUACAUGGAUAAAAGAUAGGCCUCUAUGUGAUAUGUACCCUGAAAAUAGUUAUAUGGCUCAAUUCCCUGACUUGAAAGUAGGGAACUUAAUUGUGGAAGGAGAAUGGGUAUUCCCAAAUGAAAUGCUAGGAAUGAUUUCAGUUAAUGAACUCCCUGUGAUGAAUAAGGAAAAUGACAGAAGUAUAUGGUGUGGCACACUCACUGGAAUAUUCACAGUAUCCUUUGAUGUAGAAUGCAUCAGAACAAAAUAUCCUAAACUCGGCUGGCCAAAGCAGACUAACCAAAUUCCGCUAUGCUGUGAUGGAGCUUCAAAAGAGAAUCCAGGAAUGGCAGGUUAUGGAAUAAUUGCUAGAAAUAGUGUUGGAGAUUGUGUAAUAGCCAUUGCAGGUGGAAUGGGGAUUGCAACAAAUUUCUUUGCAGAGAUCAUGGAAAUCUUAUGGGAGAAAUUUUUUCAAAAUGUUAGAGAAUGGGAUUUCAUCCACAGCUACAUGGAGCUAAAUUUUUCAGCUGAUGACUUAGCAAAAAAUGGGGUAUAUCUACAGAGUGGAGAAAGGCACAUAUACACAAGCAAACCACCAUUUCUAGUGGAAUGA
Papaver somniferum (opium poppy) is the source of this 1848-nucleotide messenger RNA. RefSeq lists its product as uncharacterized. Gene Ontology annotation, molecular function: nucleic acid binding. The record is from RefSeq and is a predicted model, not a curated record. Lineage: Eukaryota; Viridiplantae; Streptophyta; Magnoliopsida; Ranunculales; Papaveraceae. The coding region runs from base 1 to 1848 and encodes 615 amino acids. The transcript has 5 exons.